CCUCGCCCCGGCGCUGCUGCCUUGCCUUGGUCACUCGCUCUGCGCCGCGGCUCUUCCUCGCGGAGCGAAACUUUGCGCCCCGGGUUGUGGCAGGGACCGUGGGGUAAGUCGUUGCAUCCGGCGAGCUCGUGUUGGACAGGCGAGGCUUCUGCCUGGGAUUUGCGGGGGUGCUGCCGUGUUGCCUCCGUCUCCGGCCAGUUCUCCCCACCGCGGGCUGUCAGUGCUCUCCCUGGCUCUCCCGGAGGUGGUGUUACUGCAGCUGUGGGUGCCAGCUGUGCAGGACGUACCUCAUUUAUUAGACCCAAGUGCCUGCCAUUCUUGACAGCUCCCAGGUGAACACCUCAAGAAGCCCUGGUUUCCUGUCUGCCCUCCAAGCAUCAAGACAAUGAUUCCUCCAGGGGACUGCCUAUAUGCUGGGAGAAAAAGGAGGAAACCCAUUCAAAAACAAAGGCCUGCAGUUGGGAAUGAAAAAUCUAAUCCUUCAAAGAGACACAGGGACCGUCUGAAUGCGGAACUAGACCAUCUGGCCAGCCUCCUGCCUUUUCCACCUGAUAUUAUAUCUAAGCUGGACAAACUUUCUGUGUUGCGCCUUAGCGUCAGCUAUCUCCGAGUGAAAAGUUUCUUUCAAGCCAUUCAAGAAAAGCACUUUAAGAAGCAAGGUGAUCAAACAAUAAAAGAAGACAAUAUAUCUAACAAGACUGCUGUACAAGAAGGUGGACUUCUACUAGAAUCACUGAAUGGUUUUGUAUUGGUGGUGAGUGCAGAGGGAAUGAUAUUUUAUGCAUCAUCAACUAUUGUGGACUAUCUAGGCUUUCAUCAGACUGAUGUAAUGCACCAAAACAUAUAUGAUUACAUUCAUGUGGAUGAUCGCCAGGAUUUCUGUAGACAACUACACUGGGCCAUGAACCCUCCCCAGAUGUUAUCUGGACAGCAAUUACAGACAGAAACAGGAGAAGAAUAUAUUCUCAGUAAAUUGUUUAAAGCACAAGAGAAUGACAGCAUGACAACAGAUUAUUCUUCCUUCUUAACUCGUUGUUUCAUCUGUCGAGUUCGGUGCUUGUUGGACAGUACUUCUGGCUUCCUUACAAUGCAGUUUCAAGGCAAACUAAAGUUUCUUUUUGGACAAAGGAAGAAGUCCUCAUCAGGAACAGUAUUACCACCUCAGUUGUCCUUAUUCUGCAUAGUGGUACCACUUCUUCUGCCUUCUGUGACAGAGAUGAAGAUGAAAAGCCUGCUUCUGAAAGCAAAACACAAAGCUGAUGAUGCAGCAGGAGUGAAUACAAACUGCAGUUCAAAAGCUAAUUCAGGUCUGUGUGAAGCAGCAGAAUUAUAUGGAAGAAACAGUCAUCAUGAAGGUGCAGCUUUCCCUAAUGUGUUACAGAGUGCUGAAAACCAAAUCAAAGCAAGGAAUAAUGGAGAAAAUGGCAUUUCUCUAGUCAAAGUACAAACAAAUGAAGAUCACUGGGUCUGGGUUCAAGCUAACACUCAGCUUCUGUAUCGAAGCGGUUGUUCAGAGUAUGUCCUUGCCCAACAGCAAAUGUUGAAGGAAGAAGAUAAGCAACUGAAGAUACCAAGCAGUUUUGCCAGUUUGAAAGGAAACCUGGAAGGACUUUCUUAUAACAGUGCCAUUGAGACGCUGGGCCAAUUGAAGCAUCUUAACUGGACAGCAGUAAAAAAUGAACAAGAUAAUGUAAAAGUGAAGUUUGAACCUAAUACAAAUGAUGAGUGUUUUAUGCUAGAGGAACCUCUCAGUUCUAAUACAUCAGCUUUAGGUGUUCAAAACAACUGCACCACAAACAGCAGUUGGACUCUAAGAAACUCAAGCUCUUGUUCUAUAAAUCACAGAAUGAAUGAAUGUUCAAACAGAAGGGUUGGAUCAUUCUAUAACAGAGACCAAAGUUUCUUAAGUUUCACAUCAACUUGCCCUUCCUACUGGGGGAGUGCAGAAAGCUGCCAGUCUUACUCAGGCUUACAACAACGAUCUAUGGAGAACUGUCCUACAGAUCUUCUGAAAUUACAGAGAUCAUUAAUAUCCUCAGAGUCUCCCUGUGAUGCAGUGUUUCCACUGGAUAUGCCUAUCAAAACAGAGUAUGAUUCUGAUUCUGAAAACAUUGCUGAUAACUACUUGACAUCACAAAGUCGAGCCUGGUUGGAUGAGAAUGGCACAGUGAGAAAGCAGCUGUUUAGUUAUCCCAAUAUAGUGCACCUUAAAACAGAACCGGAUCUCUGUGAGCAAGUUUCACCUUGUCAGAAACCAAGGCACUGUGUUUAUACACAACAUAAUUGGCAAUGCAUUGUAACAAAUCAUCCCAACAACUUAAAUCUGAACAGAUCUUGCAAGGGCUUAUGGAGCAAGGAGAUGGCUCCAUUUUGCCCUCCGAACUCUGCAUGUUUGGAAGGCUUGCCCGACUUAUCACAUACCGAAUGCUACAAUCAGUUCUCUAGCCCAAAUUCAGUGGAAGAGAAAGAGCAGAAUAAUGAGAUUUUUAAAAUGCAAUGCGAAUUCAAAAAUCCCUGCUUGGUUCAAGCAAUCAAGCGUGAGCCCCUGGAUUCUCCACCAUUGUCCGAUAAUGGACAGAAUGGAGUACGUAUGAACUUCUCUGAAAAUACAUUAGCAGGUCCUGUGCCUCAUAAAACAACUGAAUGUACAUUUUUACAAUAGAUUUUAUAACAUUUGAAAUAUUUAUAACGUUAAAACAAGAAGUUGUAGAUUCUCUUCCAGUUGGGUUACAUGAGUUACUAAAAUUUAAAAGCCAGUGGAAGGGUUUUACUUAUGUGUGUGCAUGUGUGUAUAUGUAAAAAAUACACACACGCACACACACCCCCUUACGCACUGCCAUUCUCUUAGUGAUCUUUGGAAAGACUGAGACAUAAAACCUCAGAUACAGAAAAAUAAUCAUUAAUCAUUGUACAGGUGUACCUGCUAAUUUGCCUUUAUCAUGCUCUUUCUCUUGUCUACAGUCAAUCUGAAUUUCUUUACAAGGUCUAGUUAUUUCCAUUUCUUGCCUUUGUUCUACCCCCACCAAAGCUGAUGUGAUGCCUCUGUGCAAAGACAAAAUGUUUAUGGUCUUCUAUGUGGCCAGGAGUUUCCUUAGGAGUCUUUGCGUUUGUAUUUGUAACUACUCUGAUAAGAAGCAUCAGCUAUUCCUUUAUCUCAACAUAGUCAGAACAGGUAAGGGUUUCCCAAAUACAACUUCUUAAUUUGAAAGAUUAGCAUUAAUUUAAAAUCAAGUAAUUUUCAUAAAAUGAAUUGGAAGUUAUUUCAGAUACUGAAGUUUUUCCCUAGUUUCCCUGACAAUAGUAAUGUUUUAGUAAACAUAUGUUUCCAUUUUAAAGCUAUUGGCCUUUCAUGUUGCUGUUUGAGAGACCAAAUAAUGGGGUGUUAUCCACUUUUAUAAAUGAGUUACAAAGUGCUGUUAAAUAUACAUGAGAAGAAAAUAUUUCCCGAAUUAUUUUUCUUCCUUUUACUUGUAACAGUAACAAAGGAAAUGCACUUUUCUAUUUGAUGGUAUCUCUUGGAGUGAUAGCCUGUUAGUUAAUCACUGUCACCUGACAUCAAAAGUCCCACACUAAAAUUAGGUAUUUUUAAAAGCUUCCCACUUGCAGUCCCCAAAGAAAAUGUUAACCUCACUAAAAGCCAACUGGAUGUAACCAUAUUGAUGCUUUUGAAAACAGAUCCAUGUUUUCCUUUGUACCUAGACAGCAAUGUAAUUCUGCUGAGAGCCCCUCCCCCCCCAGACUUCUGUUAUGUUUUUGUUGUUUAACUCCUGCACUAACUUUUGUUUUAAAAUUGCACUAUUUCAACUUCACAUCACCUUCACAUAUAUAAAAAACACAUUUUAAAAAAGCUUAGAUGUAUAUGUGCUUUUUAAAAGAAGGCGUUUAGUGAAUGUUUUCAUUUUCAAAAUGUUAUAAGUAAUUAUAAUGUAUUCAUUUUUGUAUUUACUACCCACUGAGGGCAUGGCUUUACAUGCCAGCAGAGUGGCAUAAACUUCUCCUUAAUGCUACAAGUAUAUGGGAUAAGCACAGUUUUCAGGCAGGGGAGCAGUUAUGUGGUAGCAGAGGGAGUGGCACUCAGGAGGCUGCUCUUCUCCAAGACUGUUGUCUGUCUUUGAUAGAGGUUACUGCCUGUACAUUAGAGUUUGCAGAAAUAUAUACUUUCCCUGCAUGUCAGUUAAGUGCUUAUGAACAACAGUUUAAUCUGAAAUACUACAUUUUACACUGAAAUGGUUGAGAUAACUUACACACGUACCUUUUGAUAAGUGUCCUGCAGAAAUUCCCUGCAAAAAGGCAAGAGUGGACAGCAAGGUUAAUAACAUCGUACGGUAGCUCAGAUCUGCCCUAGUUCAUCUGACCAUAACUAACCCAUGAGAAAGUCUUGUUUCUGUCUGAGGUAAAUCUACUGCCUGUUGGCUACAUGUUGCUUCUUACUUGAGACAGGCUUCAUAUUCUUCUCCUGAUACGCUUACCAGUAGCUAUCAUGUAACAUCAGACCCCUUUCAGAGAUGAGACUGUGAGAGUGAAAUUUACACUGCAAGUUGGUCUGUCAGUGUUCAUGUUACAUAAAUUUAAUUAAGCUCAACCACACAAAUAGUUCUGGGCAAGCAAAUUGGAUACCACUGUAGGCUAAGACUGUCAUAAAUCAGUGGCGCUGCAAAAUCUCUCUGUUGAUCCAUUAUCUACAAAAAUAAGAGCAGUAGUUCCUUUUAGACUCUCGCAGACUAGCUCUUUCAGGCCAUAGUUCAACAUUCAGCAACAGCAGUGCUUAUUUCUCUGUGCCAUACCAUCUUCUGUGACAGCACAGGACCUUGUAGGGUUGUGUCGUGAAUCUUACUACAUUCCGCAAUCCAGUUGCUGUGCAGCUACACGCGUGUGCUAGCCCAGCAGAGGUGUAUAGUGUGGAGUCAGUGUACCAUGGGAAUAGAUGGCUGGGGUCAAGUGGAGGACAUGCCAACAUGACUGCUAAAACGCUGUUCAUUUAAUUACUCUUGGACUCACUGUGAUACCCCUCUGAAUUAGAGUGCCUGGGCCUGGUUUAGCAGGCCUGCUGUAGUCAUUUACAUAUAAAUGUAAAUUUACAAUAAAACACUACCAUCUUCAUCAGGAAAUGCUGAUGCCAUUUCGCACAGAUAUAAAUGAUCAUACCAGGUGCAACUUAGUAAAGGACUGUGCCACUGAAUUUCUUAUCUGUGCAUGAAAGUACUUCCUGGCAUAACUACAGUGGGAGAACUAUACCAGCAAGUCUUCUCUCUCCAGUGCAGAGGUAGCUUACACUAACAACAGAAGCUCUUUAAAGAUCUUUCCUAUACAGAAAAAAGACUGUUUUGUUGACAUAACGCCAUCUACUCUAAGGCUUUUUUUGGUAUAUGUCAGUUGGAGUGAUUUUUCUCAUGCUCCCAACAAAACCAGCCAUGUUUUCCACAUUUCAAUCUGUACGGGCUGCUGAAGUUUUUGCAUGAAAGGGAAUCUAAUCUGCUAUAUGAGAUGUAACCUCCUUCUAGGAGGAUGAAUGAAUGUAUAGCUAAAAACGAGAUGUCAUCUGCUGGCUACUGCCUGUGUAAAUGUACUCAAGUUAGCUUCCUUAUGUUUCCAUAAAAUCUGAAUCCAAGAAAAAUACAAGGUAAUUUAUCUUAUGCAUCACACUUGAAUUUGCUCCAUUUAUUUUGCUGCCAAGUUUUAUCGUCAUAUGAAAAAAAUAUGUUAUUUAUCAAUGGAAUUCCUUCUAAUCUAAGUUAUGACACACAUGCAACAGUCAUCUAAGAACUGGGUUUAUGAAAAGAUUGGCAGCUUAUCCUCUUUUUGGACAAAAACUAACCACUGCUGCUGGUAAACAAAGAUCAGUUCCUUGUAAGCACUUGGUAUAUUGCACCACUUGGAAAGAACAGAGAAAAUGAAAGCAAAAAAGAAUCUCUUGUUAUCUGUUUUUAAUACACAGAAGUAAUUCCUUCAUUCUCACAUUUUUCCUUGCCCCGAACGUGCCCUGGAUUGAGUCUGGACUGAUAUAUGACCUUGUGUUGUACUCUGUUAAAUUGUCACUGAUUGAAUCUCUUAAAACCUUUUUGUAUGCAGACAUUAAUGAACUCAUGAAAACUGAUCAGUAAAUAGCAUGAAAGGCAGAGCAGUUGUUUUAAAUUGUUACUUUUUCCUAAUGGUUGUUGUUGCUUUGGUAUUAUUUAAAAAACCUUCAAAACAGAGAAGUAGGGUUUAAGAUGUUUUCAAUCAGUGGUGCUUAGCUUUUACACUUAAUGAGCUGGUAUGUGCCUCCCCCAAGCACUACCCUAAAGUCUGUUUUAGGAGCCUCCCAAUGUAUUUAUUUUAACAACAGUGAAAAAAAAAAUCUUCUUGCAGAAGCAAAGCCUAGUCAAAUGCUCGCCUAAUUCGAACUCGGAGUAUUCAGGCUAAAGGAAAUGCCUUUCUUUUUCCAGUGUGUGCCUGAUACUUUGUAAUACCUGACUGAUGAUAGCUUUCAGACUUCUUAAGCUAUGAACUCUCCAGAGGUUGAGACAGUAUUAACUCCUUAAUUUGGAGUUUUAGUUUGAUUUUUUUUUUUUUUGGUAUGAAAGGUGAACAGUUCUAAAAUCCCUGAAAGUGUGUGUCGCUCUAAGAGUUACUUAAUCCACAAACAACAGAGACUAUCAUCAGUGCUAAAGCUUGUUUAAGGCCUUGUCUUCACUGAGAAUUUGGCCUAAUUUUAGCUGUCAGUGGACACCAUACAAGUGCCAGUCCAAAUGAGGUACACCAUUGUAAGCCGUUAUUUUUACCUGGGAGCCUGUCCUGAUCUGGGCGAGGGGUAAACUUGUGCAGUACAAAGAGUGGAUUUUCCUUCUUCCUCUAAGGUUGGUGAGAUGCAGUUAUGCCAGUGGCUGAAACUGGGGCAGCUCUCCAUUGUAGAUAACACUAUCAAUAAUAUAUUUGUACUUUAGACUUUUUGGACACCAAAAUAGAGUAUUCUUUUGAAAUUCUGGAGUGUGGGCAGCAGUGUGCGAGGCGUGGGCUGGUUUUGGUUGGUCCUCAGUUUGCAGAUUUAAAUAGUGAAAUGGGAGAUCAAAGGACUGUCCCUAAAUUCUUUGUAGGAAAUACUUACUUCCUACUACCUGAUUGUAACAUGGUAAUGCAAAGUAUAUAUCUAUAUUUUAAUUGUCCUUCAUUAGAAUACAAUGAUGCAUUCUUAAAAUCCUUAGAACUCAGACUCCUCUGGAUGGCAUAGGGAGGUCUGACAUUUAUGCCUCAGUAAAUUCAUUAAGACCUUUGGUGCUGAACUUUGAUAUGGUAUUGAGAUUGACAGGGCAUGUGCAAUUGAUAUUCCUAGUGCUUAAAAUAUUUAGGUGGAGGGCACCAAGCCUGAGGCAAGGAAUAUUCUGUGGGAUAAAAUCUGCUUCUGCUGUCUAGAAGCCUUUCUUAACUCCUUGUGUUGAAGCCAUAUUGGAACUUAAGGAAGACAACCUCACCCAUUGUAGUUAUUUUACAAAAGUUAUUAAUUUGUCUUAACAAUUUAUGAUGUUUCAACUGAAAUAGUUAAAAGGCCUAAUUUUCUCUGUCUAUGAAUGCCUACAUUGCCUUAGGAAGAGGAGAAAAGAAUAGCGUUCUCAUUUUCCUUCAUGAGAGUGUCAUGUAACUAAAACACCCCAACUCAGAAAGAUGGAGGAAUAGAGUCUUUGGAGUAUUUUUUUCUUCUACCUUUUUUUUUCCUGUUCUAUUCUCCUCCUUUGUUUCUGUUCACUGGCUUGAACAUUCAAAAUGGAAAGAAAAGACUCUUCUGAUUACAUGGACACAAAAAAACUAAACCAGAUUGUAGAAAACUUCACACUAGAAGCCCUGGAGUUUCUUCCUCCCUUUUAAUCCUUGCAAAGUGCUAUGUGAAAUCAUGUCACAAGUGAUGCAGACUUCUGUAACAUGCACACCCUGAAAGAAAAGAGAUUUGCAAGGUGGCCAAGCUCAGGUUGUAAUCACAAGAUUUUCAUUUAGCUGAAGGAGACUCAUGCAAGGGGGCUAUAACUGGCUUAUGUUCAUGGUCACUACCAUGCUGAUAAAUAUGUUUUUGUACUUUGAAUACACACGGCAUAUGCUCUUGUCCUUAUAAAUAUGUUGGCUUUACUCCUAUAAAUUUUUUCUCAGAUACCUUUACAUCUGAAGUAAGUAUAUAUGACCAACAACUUUUCUGGUUAUAUUGAAUGCACACUGAUAAAAAAAAGAAAGUGUUACCAUAUUACAAAUGUUACACAGUUGCAAAUUAUGUCAGGAAAUAAACAGGGAUGGAUUCCAGUUUCUUUAAAUUUAGUUUGAAUUUAGGUAUAAAUUUAAAUUUCGUUUGAAAUGUAUAUUUAAGUUAAUAGUACUGAACAAAAUCAUCAGUGAUCUGCUGAAAACAAUAUUAAAAACACAAAGUACUACUUUUUUGGUUUUUUAAAAACCAUAUGGAGAUCAGUGCACUUGUCUGUGUUUUGGCUUUUUUUGGGUGGAGGGUU
Molecule: messenger RNA, 8465 nt
Organism: Dromaius novaehollandiae (emu)
Lineage: Eukaryota; Metazoa; Chordata; Aves; Casuariiformes; Dromaiidae
Gene: AHRR
Product: aryl hydrocarbon receptor repressor
Exons: 11
Coding region: 386-2662 (758 amino acids)
Biological process (GO): xenobiotic metabolic process; response to xenobiotic stimulus; regulation of transcription by RNA polymerase II
Cellular component (GO): nucleus; aryl hydrocarbon receptor complex
Molecular function (GO): nuclear receptor activity; protein dimerization activity; transcription cis-regulatory region binding
Source: RefSeq, a predicted model, not a curated record